CGUUUUAAGUGCUAUAAUUAUUUAAUCCUUGCUAAGUAUCGAAUGAAAUAUAUUUCGGGUAUUCGUUAUCGUGUAUUUUGAGUUGAUUCUAAAACCCAUUUCUUGCCACCUAAAUUUACGCUAAUUUGCAUAAAAUUUUUACUAGAAUUUUUAUCAAAUAAACUGUAGCAGUCAUGAAGUUCCUCGAUAUUAUUUGCUUCAAACAAAAAGUUGCGUUCUUCAGUAAACAAGAGGGAACACUUACAUUCUGUUUACCAACCAACGGAAAGUUCUCAACAGCCGACACAGCGACAAGAGCUGCCAGUGAGCAUUGCGAAACAGCUGUAAGCCAAGAAAUCAUUGAAGAUAGACCUGCUUACUAUAGACCCAGAUACGAGGAAUUUAGUAUUUCGAGUGCAACGCCAACUAGCACAGUAAUUGAUGUAUCAGUAAUAAAGGAGCAGCCAACAAAAAUAAAGCGUCCAUCAUUAUUGGAAUCAUUAAGCGUACCAAUAGCUGAAGAGAAAGUUACAGCAGUUAAAAUUGCUCCAUCUAAUACACAACAAAAAGAAAAUAAUAUUAACUCACAGUGCUUAAAGGAUAACUCAUUAUUAAAGUGUUUCACAGCACCUGGUCGUUUGUAUGAAAGUCAGCAUAUAGAAACAUCAGGUACUAUACAAACAGUUAAAGAAACUUCAUCAAUACGAACAACAACAACAGGUACAAAUACUGCAACUACAACAAAAACAACCACUACAGCACCCAUCAAUAAAAACAAGAAACCUACAAAUAUAAAAACCACAAAAAUGGCUUCAACCACUACAUUAAGCAGUAUGGGUGCACCAGUUGUACAUGCAGCUGCUACAGAGAAGCAACCCUGGCCAAACGCCAAAGACGAUUAUGAGUUGCAUGAUGUUAUAGGUGUUGGUGCAACAGCUGUUGUGCAUGCGGCGUAUUGUCUGCCUCGUAAAGAGAAAUGUGCCAUUAAGCGUAUCAAUCUCGAGAAAUGGAAUACUUCCAUGGAUGAGUUACUGAAAGAAAUACAAGCAAUGUCCUCAUGCAGUCACGAAAAUGUGGUCACAUAUCACACGUCAUUUGUAGUACGAGAAGAACUUUGGCUAGUUCUGCGGCUUCUAGAAGGUGGCUCACUGUUGGAUAUAAUUAAGCAUAAGAUGCGCACUAGUAAUUGCAAAAAUGGAGUCUUCGAUGAAGCAACUAUUGCUACUGUACUCAAAGAAGUAUUAAAGGGUCUUGAAUAUUUUCACUCAAAUGGUCAAAUACAUCGAGAUAUAAAGGCUGGUAAUAUAUUAAUCGGUGACGAUGGCACCAUACAAAUAGCCGAUUUUGGUGUAAGUGCUUGGCUAGCUACCGGUAGGGAUCUGUCGCGACAAAAAGUGCGACAUACAUUUGUUGGCACACCCUGUUGGAUGGCACCCGAAGUUAUGGAACAAGAUCAUGGCUAUGACUUUAAGGCUGAUAUUUGGUCAUUCGGUAUAACAGCUAUUGAAAUGGCGACCGGCACAGCACCAUAUCAUAAAUAUCCACCGAUGAAAGUGCUUAUGUUAACACUUCAAAACGAUCCACCUACACUCGAUACUGGAGCCGAUGAGAAAGAUCAGUAUAAAGCCUAUGGCAAGACAUUCCGUAAAAUGAUUGUAGAGUGUCUGCAAAAAGAACCAACGAAACGACCUACUGCCAGCGAAUUAUUAAAACAUGCCUUCUUCAAGAAAGCUAAAGAUCGCAAAUAUUUGACACAAACUCUUCUGCAGUCUGGUCCUUCAAUGGAAACACGUGUGCAUAAAGCCUCAAAAAGACAACCCGGUGCUUCUGGUCGCCUGCAUCGUACUGUCACCGGCGAAUGGGUGUGGUCAAGUGAAGAAGAAGAUAACGGUGGCAAACAUAAUUCAUCAGAUUCAGAUACAGAUGAACGGCCAAUGAAUCGUUUAGAACAUAUUGAUUCCUCAGAUAGUGAUCGAGAGGAACAGUCUGAAUUUUCAGAUAAUACCGCUACCGCAACAGCUGCUGGCCUUGCAGAAAAUGCACAACAAUUCAAUGCUGCAAAUAAUUUAGCAGCAGUCACUGCGCAAGAUGUUAUGCAAGCUACAGCAGCAAUGGCGCAGUUGACUGUGCCCACAAUAGAUGGUGCAACAGGUGAAGCUCCGCCAAUCAAUUUAGUUUUGCGUAUGCGAAAUCAGAGAAGAGAACUGCACGAUAUACGUUUUGAAUUUGCUGUGGGUAAGGAUACGGCCGAAGGUAUUGCCAGCGAAUUAGUCGAUGCUGGACUCGUAGAUACCUUAGAUACGCAAGCUAUGGCCAUGCAUCUAAAUCAACUGAUCGAGCAAAGAGCUGCAACUAAAACUGUUACGUUCCAACUGAAUUCCGGUGUGCAACAAGGUGAAGUGCCCGAUGAACGCGCACUAAUAGGUUUCGCGCAGAUAUCAAUUACCGACUAGGAUACAGUUAAUACUGUGGAACGAGUUGAGAGAGAGCAAUUUAAAUGUAUGAACAACAACAAUAAAAUUAAAUUGUUUGUUAAGAGGAGCAAUAUACAAUAAAAUCUGAUAUAUGUUUUA
This is a messenger RNA of Teleopsis dalmanni, 2552 nucleotides long. RefSeq names its product serine/threonine-protein kinase OSR1 (gene fray). The record is from RefSeq and is a predicted model, not a curated record. Gene Ontology annotation, biological process: protein phosphorylation. The transcript is spliced from 2 exons. Bases 174 to 2432 code for a protein of 752 amino acids. NCBI's taxonomy places the organism in Eukaryota, Metazoa, Arthropoda, Insecta, Diptera, Diopsidae. Gene Ontology annotation, molecular function: protein serine/threonine kinase activity; protein serine/threonine kinase activator activity; ATP binding.